This is a messenger RNA of Ictalurus punctatus (channel catfish), 2255 nucleotides long. RefSeq names its product nudix (nucleoside diphosphate linked moiety X)-type motif 22 (gene nudt22). Gene Ontology annotation, molecular function: GDP-mannose hydrolase activity. The record is from RefSeq and is a predicted model, not a curated record. The transcript has 6 exons. The coding region runs from base 338 to 1468 and encodes 376 amino acids. NCBI's taxonomy places the organism in Eukaryota, Metazoa, Chordata, Actinopteri, Siluriformes, Ictaluridae.
AUAUUUUAAUUCGUAAAGGAAAAGGGCAAAUAUUAGCCGAAGCUUUACUUUGUUGUAGCCCAGCUUUUACGUGUCGAAACCGGAAGUGACUGAAAUUCAAAAGUUUGGACGUCAUCAGCAAGUUGGCAAGCUGGUUAGGUUUAUAAACUUGUAAGAUUAGUUCACAAUCUCAGCUAAUAGCCGUGGUUGUUUUGCUCCCUAAAUAAAACAAGUCCUGUGUCACUGUAUAAACAUUAAACGUGAUUAGUAACGUUAACUAGCUUGCUAGCUGCAUCCAUGGUUCUGCUUUCUGAGAGUUUCCUUAUUGAAGAAGCCUGAGAAGUUAAAACAGAGCAAAAUGGACUCCGAGGUGUCUGUGAUGCUUCACUGUGCUCCAACUCAGGGCUUUGAAGAGCAUCAAGUACAAGUAGAGAUCUCCAGCAGGUUCAGCCGCAGAAGUGUUCCUGAGAUCGAGAAACAUAUAGAGGCGGUGUGGAACGAGCGAGUGACCAAAGAACCGUGGCUUUUCAACGGGGCGAAAUUCAGACUGCAUUCAGCUCACCUCUCCACAACACAUCCUCGGACCUCUACAAACUUCUGCACCAUGGCAGGCGAUACUGCCGCACAAACCAUAAACUCGACCAAAUCAGCUGAGGGUGACGAACAGCUUGGAAACUGUUCGGCUCUGAAUCGUAUUUCCUUGCACUGUGGUGAAGGAGAGCGUGCCCCUCUGACAAUCAAUGCAAGAAGCAAGAAGAGCAUUUGCUGUAGAGAAACCGUAGGAGAACCCCAGAAAGAUGCAAGACCCUCGGAAGCGAAUGGAGCGAUCCUCCGAUUGCAGCUGGGUUUGACAUGUUAUAAAGACUUCCUAGGGACUAACUGGUCACAGGAGGCUGGGAACCUGCAGCAGCGUGGACGGCUGGAGGUGGGAGAUCCUCAGGCUUUGUUGGCACAGCCUCUCGGCGUCGGUGCUGUCCUGCUUACCUCAGAUGGAAAGGUGGUGAUGCUGAGAAGGAGUCAGAGAGUCGCAGAGGCAGCGGGGCUCUUAGACAUACCCGGUGGGCAUCCUGAGCCUAAGGCUGUGUGUCAGGGGGUGAGUGAGGAGGACAUCAGCGUUGACCUCAUGCAGGGCUGUGAGAGAGCUGUCGUGGCAGAGAUCUUCUCCUCGGUGUGUGCUGAGGUCAGGGAUGAGGUAAAUGUUCCCCUGGGUUUUCUCAGCGCACCUGUUCUGAUGGGAAUAGCACUGAAUCACACCAGCGCAGGACGACCCAGUGCAGAGUUUUUUAUCAGGUGUUCUUUGACGAUGGAGGACGUGAAGGAUUUUUACUGGCGCGGAGGCCCUGAAGCUCACGAGUCCACAGAUAUAGUGUUUCUGAGUAAAUUGGAGAUGCUGCAGUUGGAUGUGAAGUCGCCCUUGUGGUCAGAACUGUGUCCGUCGGCCAAAGGAGCAGUGAUGCUGUACCAACUAGUGAGACCUGAUCAGUCUUAAAGACAGCACCACACGUGCCGGUUUGAAAUGUUUAUAAAAGUCUUUCCGGGUCUCUAAUAAUUUCAAAGAUAUCUUAGAAAACAUUGCCAUGCUAUGGAACUGGAAAGUUUUUGUUUGUUUGUUUGUUUGUUUGAGGAUCCUGUUGACAUUUUUUGGAAAGUGAAGGUUUUGAUAUGUUUACAGCAGUUGUUAUUCACCUCGCAGGCAGAAAGGGCUCUUAAAUCUAUUUUUAAAAGGUCUGAGAGUUGUAUAAUGUAUAUAUAUAUUUUUUAUAUUUUGUAUUUUCAGAGCUUAAUAUAUUUCGCUUAAAAUAGAUUCACAACCCUUUUUAAGAUAUGAAAUGUGAGCAUUUUUAAUGACAAUUUCACACGGAAAUCAAUACAACACAUUUUGUGUGAACGAGACAAAUAUGUUCAAGCGUAUUUACAUAUUCAGGACAAGUUAACUGUGUUCAGCGUUCAGACAAUAUAACGAAAGUUCAGCAUUUUGAUUCAGAAGGAAAUGCAUUUCAGAAUACUGUAAUCAAAUCUGAAUAAAAUGAGAAUCUGAUACAGAAGUUGGUAAGAAAUAUUUUUUUUGUUUGUUUACAAAAUGCAAAUAAAACAAAUGAUUGUAUAAUUUAAAAACAUUUGUGUACUGUUUAAAACGACAGCAUUAGAGCCAUAAUGCUUCUUCCCUGCUCUGUGGAUAAAAGUUCUAAAGCAAUUGUUCAAAAUAAAAUCCAAUGCCAUCUGAAAUAAAAAAUACUAUUUAUUGUGUUGCUGUUAUGAUUUACCAAAAAGCUUGG